This is a messenger RNA of Branchiostoma floridae (Florida lancelet), 2262 nucleotides long. RefSeq names its product fibroblast growth factor receptor 4-like. The record is from RefSeq and is a predicted model, not a curated record. Gene Ontology annotation, molecular function: ATP binding; transmembrane receptor protein tyrosine kinase activity. Gene Ontology annotation, biological process: protein phosphorylation; cell surface receptor protein tyrosine kinase signaling pathway; multicellular organism development. The transcript has 19 exons. The coding region runs from base 1 to 2160 and encodes 719 amino acids. Gene Ontology annotation, cellular component: signaling receptor complex. Lineage: Eukaryota; Metazoa; Chordata; Leptocardii; Amphioxiformes; Branchiostomatidae.
AUGCACGUUGUGUACACCCGCGGUCAUCUGGCAAACAAUAGAACGGACUUCCAUAUCACCUUUACCACAAGAGACAACAAAUGGGAUAGAAUCACAGACUUCAAUGAAGAGUCUUUCGUCAAACAGACGGCACCAGUUUUUAACCACAGCACAGCGAAGGGUUUCGUGCUGAGUGAGACUAGCAUCAGGAAUGGCGGAGUAGUUGUAGGUCCCUUAGACUGGGACUACGGCUACAAAACCUACAGCAGAACUGGUGACAUCCUGGAGCUGUACGUCACCAUCCCAGACUGGGUUAUCACCGACUCUGACCUGAAUGCACACAUCCCCAGGUGUUACUACACCUCCGACACGUCUACUGUGCUUUACGGUACAGUGCAGUUCAUCGUGCCGGGAGACAGCCAAUGGAAGCCGGAGGAAUGGCCAUGGAUCCCGUUUAAAAGUUAUGAAGAGCUGGAAUUUAAUAGAACUGACGGAGUUAUAAAAUACACAUUUGAUGAUGUAAAGGUUGGAGAGCACAAUGCUGACCAGAACACCGUGGCAUGCGAGACACCUUUGGGAACCCUGGUGACAAAACUCACAGUAACAGCCUGUUCAAUCGGGCGGUUCGGGCGGUUCUGUGCGGAGCGCUGCCAGUGUUAUAACGGAGCCUCAUGCCACAGCUUCAACGGGGCGUGCAGGUGCGCCCCUGGCUGGAAGGAAAGGAACUGCACCACAGUACACCCGGAAGUGCGCAUCAGCCCUUCAACCAGCGAGCUGGCCGACUUGCGGUACGGACAGGAACUGCAGCUCACUUGCACGGCCUACAACUUUGACGUCAUCAACAUCACGUGGUCCUACGAGGGUGACGUUUCUGACGUCAUACUGAAUGUAACAAGCUCCAAAAACUCUUCUUUUCUAUACAUCAAAUCGUUAUUGCCUGAGCACGAGGGUUACUUGACCUGUGCUGGCCAUACCGACAAUGGAACCCUGUACAGCGACACGGUGGAGAUACUAAUAGUUUGCGAGGACUGCGCCUGUCAGAGUGAGGGAUGUCCGGGACCGGACUCCCUCCUCCUGGCCAUGAGCCUGUCAGCAGCCGGGUUGAUUCUCCUCCUGCUCGGCGCCAUCUUCCUGCUCCACAGGCACAACAACAGGCUGCGGGUCGGCAACAUCGACGAUCCGGAAGUCUUCCGACUUGGGCAGAAUCUAAAGGCCCUGAUGCCGCUCACAGCAGGCUCCUCGUCAGGCAGUAUCGACAUGGAGCUGCUGAAGGAACGGGAGAUCCACAGGAGCAGGCUGCAGGGCGGACAGCUUCUGGGAGAGGGCGCUUUUGGACAUGUCGUCAAGGCAACGCUGACGCAUCCUGAGAAAGAUGAUGUGGUGGUUGCUGUCAAAAAAUUGAAAGACGAUGACGACACCCAGACCAGAAAGGCCCUUCUGAGGGAAACCUGCAUCAUGUUGUUGUGUGGUAACCAUGACAACGUCAUCGGGCUGAAAGGCAUCUGUUUUAGAGACGGUCCGCUCCAACUAGUGCUGGAAUAUGCCGAACACGGGAGUCUCCUGCACCUGCUGUGGACGUUACGUGCGGAGUCCAAACUCAACAGGUCCGUUCUGGUCAACAAACGGCACAUCUUCGAGAACAUGAUGGUGGAAGUGUGCUGCGGCCUGGAGCAUCUGGCAAGCAGGAGGCUGGUUCACCGAGACAUCGCGGCCCGGAACAUCCUGAUCUGUGGGAAGGGAACCGCCAAGAUCGCGGACUUCGGGCUGGCCCGGGACAUGUACGCUGUGGGGUACCAUCGGCAGGACGGGGGUAAUGACCUCCUGCCGCUGAAGUGGAUGGCUCCGGAGGGCCUGAAGAACGAGGCUAGGUUCACCCACAAGAGUGACGUCUGGUCCUUUGGGGUUCUGUUGUGGGAAGUUGCGCAGCUGGGCCGCACGCCGUACCCUGGGAUGGAGGGGGCAGACAGAAUAUAUGAUGCUCUGCAAAACCACUUCAGACUCCCCAGGCCUCAGCUAUGUACAGAAGAACGAUAUCAGCUGAUGCUGCAGUGCUGGAAGUUUAACGAGAAGACCAGGCCGGACGCCACGACUGUCAGACAGCAGCUGGAGGCAGAUCCCAAUGGCUUCUUCUACUUCCACACCCCUGUGGCAGCAGUAGAGGCACCGGUCACGCCCGUAUAAGCUUACAACAGUAAUGUUGCGGACACUUCGAUAUGAGACCACGGCUCUAAAGGUCACUCCGGUAUGAUACCACAGCUCUAAAGGCCCGGGUCACCCCGGUAU